AUGUUAUGGAUUUUAACAUUAAUUCAUCUCAGUUAUGGAAUACCUUGCGCAUACACAAUUGAUGAAAAUAGAAUACCCAUUGAAACAGAUAAAGAGCCCUGGAUGAGUGAAUCAAUGAGUUAAUGUUAAUUCUAUGAGAAAAGUCCAGUUUGCUGUACUCAAGCAUAAGAUGAAGGAAUUGCCAGUGAUUUCAUCUCAUUGGAUGCCACUUUUGGCAGUGAUGGUGAUGGAUGUGACAUAUACUAAUCAAAUCAAACCAUAGUUGUGCAGCAAACAUGAAAAGAUUCUGGUGUGUUUACUCUUGUGAUCCAAGAUAGGGGGAAUUUCUUCAAAUCACUGGCAGAGCCAAUGUCACUGACCCUAGAAACCCCAACAGAACUAUUGAUGUGUAGACUGUAACCUUGCGUAUACAUCCUUAAGUGGCCUGUGUAAAUAAAAUCAUUAUGAUAAGGAUGUGUUUUCAUCUUGCCAACGAACAAACUUUGCCUCUCAAGUCAGUGCCAUGGCAACCCCAGGUGGAUUCUUUAAUUUUUAAGCCGAAUAAGGAGUGUAUGAUAUGAUGCAAUUCAUUAGAUCUUCAUCUCUUUAAUUAAUCGCUAUAGAGUUUUCUGAAUAAAACUCUUUGCUAAUGCCUGACAUCAAUAAUUGCAAUUAAACUUUCGAAAAGGCCAACGACGGAAAAUUUUACGACCCUUACAAAUUCGAGAUCAAAUAGCCUUGUGGUUGUAAUACCUGUGAAGACUCCUGUGAUGCUGAGAAAAUCCUGUAUUAAGAACCAGGUUCUAGUUUAUUUCAUAAAUAGGUGUCUUUUAUGGGUUCGAUUGGUAAUACGUAUUGUUUGCUUGGGGCUGGGCAAUCCUAUUUGCUGUAGCUUUCACUCUUUACAGAUAAUGCAUUAAAAAGAAUGUCGUCUUACAAGAAGAUGAGGAUUUUAUUUAUAAUUGA
Molecule: messenger RNA, 945 nt
Organism: Paramecium octaurelia
Lineage: Eukaryota; Ciliophora; Oligohymenophorea; Peniculida; Parameciidae
Source: the annotation of a GenBank genome assembly